AAGCCCGAGUGGCAAUUCCCCCGUCAUCUGCAACGACGUUUCUCUCGUAGACCGUUGAAUUUUUCUUCAAAAUCACCUCUCCUCUCUUUCUCUCUCUUUCUGCUUUUUGGAAUCCUCAAUUCUCCCGGAAAGUGAAAGAAAAAAGGGAGUUCAGUUCAUCUUCUAACAAAAUCUCCAUUUCUGAGCUCUUCUUCUUUUGCUGCUGAGCCAAGACCGCUUUUGUCCCUUUUUGCUUCAGUUUUACUCCUCAGAUUCUCGAUUUUACUCCUUCAAAAUUAGGGCUUCCGGUUGCGCUUUGACUUUUUUUGUUCUUUUCUUUUGAGCUGAAAAGCUAGCUGCACGAUGCUGAAGAAGGGAAGUCUUAGCUUUUAGGCGGUGGUGAUGAAGAAGAAUAAGUUGGUAAUCAUGGAUCGGAGGGUGCCCGUGAUCUGGGUUUCUGCUUCUGCUGCUCUUCUAUGCUUCUUGUUGCCGUUUCUUCAAUUGUCACUAGUCUCUGGUAACUCUGAAGGUGAUGCAUUGAAUGCUUUGAAGACCAAUUUGGCGGAUCCUAACAAUGUUCUACAGAGUUGGGAUCCAACCCUUGUUAAUCCCUGCACAUGGUUUCAUGUUACGUGCAACAGUGACAAUAGUGUUACUAGAGUGGAUCUGGGAAAUGCAAAUUUGACGGGUCAACUGGUUCCACAGCUUGGUCAGCUUCCAAAUUUGCAGUACUUGGAACUAUAUAGCAAUAAUAUAAGUGGAAGAGUUCCUACUGAGCUUGGGAACUUAACUAAUUUAGUUAGUUUGGAUCUCUACCUGAACACCUUGAGUGGUCCUAUCCCCGACACUUUGGGCAAGCUCCAAAAACUUCGCUUCCUGAGGCUCAACAACAACAGUUUGACUGGUCUUAUUCCCAUGUCUUUAACCACAGUUACUACACUGCAAGUUCUUGAUCUGUCAAACAACCAUCUACGAGGACCAACUCCAGUCAAUGGUUCCUUUUCACUAUUUACUCCUAUCAGUUUUGCCAAUAAUCCAGAACUGCAAACUCCUCCGGUUUCUCCUCCUCCUCCACUUUCUCCAACACCCCCUUCUUCUCCAGUGGGCAACAGUGCGACUGGGGCCAUUGCUGGAGGGGUUGCUGCGGGUGCAGCUCUACUGUUUGCUGCUCCCGCAAUUAUGCUUGCUUGGUGGAGGAGAAGGAAACCACAAGACCAUUUCUUUGAUGUUCCCGCUGAGGAGGACCCUGAAGUGCAUCUUGGACAGCUCAAGAAGUUUUCUUUGCGUGAACUACAAGUUGCUACCGACAAUUUUAGCAAUAAAAAUAUACUGGGUAGAGGUGGAUUUGGUAAAGUUUACAAAGGGCGGUUAGCUGAUGGCUCGUUAGUUGCUGUUAAAAGACUGAAGGAGGAACGUACUCAAGGUGGGGAGUUACAGUUCCAGACAGAGGUUGAAAUGAUUAGUAUGGCUGUGCAUAGAAAUCUUCUCCGUUUGCGUGGCUUUUGCAUGACGCCAACUGAGCGGCUGCUCGUUUAUCCUUAUAUGGCGAAUGGAAGUGUUGCAUCUCGUUUAAGAGAGCGAUCUGACUCACAGCCCCCACUUGAUUGGCCGAUAAGGAAGUGUAUUGCUCUGGGAUCUGCUAGAGGCCUUGCUUAUUUGCAUGACCACUGUGAUCCUAAGAUCAUUCACCGUGAUGUCAAAGCUGCUAAUAUUUUGUUGGACGAGGAGUUUGAGGCAGUUGUUGGAGAUUUUGGACUUGCGAAACUUAUGGACUACAAGGAUACUCAUGUCACGACUGCUGUACGUGGUACAAUUGGGCAUAUAGCGCCGGAAUAUCUAUCAACUGGAAAAUCUUCAGAGAAAACUGAUGUUUUUGGUUAUGGAGUUAUGCUUCUCGAGCUCAUAACUGGGCAGAGAGCCUUCGAUCUUGCUCGUCUUGCCAAUGAUGAUGAUGUCAUGUUACUUGAUUGGGUUAAGGGGCUUCUAAAGGAGAAGAAGUACGAAACAUUGGUUGAUGGAGAUCUUCAGGGUAAUUAUAUUGAAGAAGAGGUGGAGCAGCUGAUUCAGGUAGCUCUGCUGUGCACGCAGAGUUCCCCCGGGGAACGUCCAAAGAUGUCGGAUGUUGUGAGAAUGCUUGAAGGUGAUGGGCUUGCAGAGAGGUGGGAAGAGUGGCAGGAGGAGGAAAUGUUCCGAUCAGACAUAAACCACAUGCACCACCCUAACACUGAUUGGAUUAUUGCUGAUUCCACUUCAAAUCUUCGCCCAGAUGAGUUAUCUGGCCCAAGAUGAUCUUUCUCUUUCACCCAUUCUUCACAUAUAGGACUGGAUUAUGGAAAGUUUUUACUUUUGUAAUUGUAAUUCAUACGCGCUGUCGUCUUUGUGCAUAUUUUCUUUUCUUUUCUUUGCAUUUGCUCUCUUCAGAGUUGUUUCAUGUCUUAGGAAUUUUGAUGGCAUCACAAUGUCCAUAGGCUGCUGCUGAACAUUACAUUA
This is a messenger RNA of Ipomoea nil (Japanese morning glory), 2469 nucleotides long. Its product is annotated as BRASSINOSTEROID INSENSITIVE 1-associated receptor kinase 1-like. The transcript is spliced from 11 exons. Gene Ontology annotation, biological process: protein phosphorylation. NCBI's taxonomy places the organism in Eukaryota, Viridiplantae, Streptophyta, Magnoliopsida, Solanales, Convolvulaceae. Bases 382 to 2268 code for a protein of 628 amino acids. Gene Ontology annotation, molecular function: protein binding; protein kinase activity; ATP binding. The record is from RefSeq and is a predicted model, not a curated record.